AUGCACCUCGAGCGCUUCGCCAUGAAGGUGGACCUUUCCUCGCGCGAGACCAUGACCGACGCAAGUUUGAGAGGUGCAAGAAGACAAGUUAUUGGUGACAAACAAUAUUGCUCUACUGGCAAUGAUGCUUCUGAAGAUAGUGAAAACAAAGCCAAGAUAAAAGCUAAAGCUGAAGAAAAAAGAAAAGCAGCUAAGCUCAAGCUCAAUGAUUUGCUUGAGUCCAUUCAGAAGACAUCAGCAGUGCCCAGUGACAAGGAUGGUGGCGUGUCUGGCCGACUGGCACGACCAGGCCGCCAGCCGCGGCCCCGACAUGUGGUGGCACGGCCAGACCGGCCUGCCCCUGCCUCUGCCCCCACCCCCACCGCCACUUCUGCUGCUGCUCCCACACAGCCUCCGCCAGUCAAACAGCUAACCCUGGACGAGGAGGUGGCGCAGGCGGCUCGCGACGUCGCCUCCUCGCUCGGCGGAGACACGGCGCGCACCGAGGCCGAGCUGCUGUUCAAGCUCAAUGGGGAGGACGGGGCGUCGGCCGACCGGCCGCAGCUCAGUGAGCUGAUGUCCGGUAUGAAGGUGGACCAGCGGCCGGCACCGGGCCGCUCGCAGCAGGUGCGUCACCAGCUGGGCGAGCGGCGCGCCGACGCUGUGGGCCGGGUCCGCCGCGAGCGGGCUGAGACGCCCGGCCAGCAGCGGGCGCCGUCCGAGCGGCACUCGCCUCCCGAACACGUGCAGCUGUACACGGGCGACGCGCUCGGCAUCUUCACCGACCAGGGGCGGGUCGGCGCCAGCGAGCUGGUGCCAACCGGUGCCGCCAGUCAGUGGGAGCGGCUGCACGAGCGGGAGUUGCGGCUGGCCGUCACCCACCCGCCGGCCAACGCCUGGCAGGAGAUGAUCCUGUGGACCGAGCAGGGCAAACUGUGGCACCUGCCCGUCGACAACGAACAGGGACUGGAGGCGGAGGCGGCCGUCGGCUUCCACGAGCACGUGUUCCUGGAGCGCCACCUGGAGCCGUGGUGUCCCCAGCGCGGCCCCCUCCGCCACUUCAUGGAACUCGUGUGCGUGGCGCUCGGCAAGAACCCGUGGCUCUCGGUUGAGGAGAAGCGCGAGCACAUCGUCUGGUUCAGGGACUACUUCGCUGAGAAGCAGCAGCUGCUGGCGGAGCUGAAGGCCAUGUAAGUGGGCGGAGCGAGUCUAUUUGGUGCAGCGAGUAGUGGGAGUGGCAGUGAGCGACUGGCUCUGAGUGGCGUCCCGACCGGGCGCACAAUACAGGCGACACACGUGUGCAAUCAC
Pollicipes pollicipes is the source of this 1287-nucleotide messenger RNA. Its product is annotated as 28S ribosomal protein S31, mitochondrial. Gene Ontology annotation, molecular function: structural constituent of ribosome. Gene Ontology annotation, cellular component: mitochondrial small ribosomal subunit. NCBI's taxonomy places the organism in Eukaryota, Metazoa, Arthropoda, Thecostraca, Pollicipedomorpha, Pollicipedidae. The transcript is spliced from 7 exons. Bases 1 to 1173 code for a protein of 390 amino acids. The record is from RefSeq and is a predicted model, not a curated record.